Molecule: messenger RNA, 5118 nt
Organism: Phascolarctos cinereus (koala)
Lineage: Eukaryota; Metazoa; Chordata; Mammalia; Diprotodontia; Phascolarctidae
Source: RefSeq, a predicted model, not a curated record
GGGCCGGCUGCGGGCUGAGAAAUGCAGGCAGAAGCGUCGGGGAUCCGCGGAGGGAUCGUGCGGGCGCCGCCGCGGGUACCGCUCGGCCGCGGGGAUUGGCUGUGGUGCUCGCGUGUCACCCGGGGUUGCUAGGCUCCGGGCCGCCCCGCCUCCGCCUUUCCCCGUUUCUGAAGACCUGCUGGGAUGGAACAGGUGUGCCAAAGCUGAGAUAAUAGAAUCCACUCGACGCCAUUGGCCAGUGUCCUGCAAUUUUUGGCUUUAAUAUAAUUGGAAACUGUAAUGAGUAUGACUGUUGGAUUUGUACUACUGUCCCCUCUUUGGGGGAGGACCUUUUUUAUUCUUCUAAUGAUUGCUUCAGCUCAGUCCCACUGGCCCAGUGAACCCUCUGAAGUAGUAAGGGACUGGGAAAAUCAGUUAGAAGCAUCAAUGCAUUCAGUGCUUUCUGAUCUUCGAGAGACUAUCCCAGCUGUUGUGGGCAUUCCAGAUGGCAUAGCUGUGGUAGGUCGCUCAUUUCGACUUGCCAUUCCAACAGAUUUAAUCGCUUCCAAUGGAGAAAUAAUUAAGAUGUCAGAAGCUGGGAAAGAAGUUUUGCCCUCAUGGCUGCACUGGGACCCAGAGAGCCGUAUGCUAGAAGGUCUUCCCCUUGAUACAGACAAAGGUGUACAUUACAUUUCUGUCAAUGCCAUGCACCUGGCACCUAAUGGAAGUUACGUGCCCCAAGCUAUGAAUGUUUUCUCCAUUGAAGUAUAUCCUGAAGAUCACAGUGAGCCACAGUCAGUAAGAGUGGCAUCCCAAGAUGUUAAUGAAGCUGCUCCAUUUGUGUGUGGUGCGGAUGAGCCAGUGACUAUCCUGACUGUAAUUUUGGAUGCUGAUCUCACAAAAAUGACACCAAAGCAGAGGGUCGAGCUCUUAAACAGGAUGAAAAGUUUUUCGGAAGUAGAACUACAUAAUAUGAAACUGGUUCCAGUUGUAAAUAACAGACUCUUUGACAUGUCAGCCUUCAUGGCUGGCCCAGGAAAUGCAAAAAAAGUAGUAGAAAAUGGAGCCUUACUGUCGUGGAAGCUAGGUUGUUCUUUAAACCAAAACAGUGUCCCUAAUAUUAGCAGUGUGGAAACUCCAGCUAAAGAAGGCACAAUGUCUGCUCAGCUUGGCUAUCCUGUUGUAGGCUGGCACAUUGCUAAUAAGAAACCUCAUUUUCCAAAACGGAUAAGGAGACAGAUUAAUGCAACACCCACACCAGUCACUGCCAUUGGACCCCCUACAACUGCUCUCCAAGAACCACCAUCUAGGAUUGUUCCUACACCCACCUCUCCAGCCAUUGCACCUCCUACAGAAACUGUAGCUCCUCCAGUACGAGAUCCUGUCCCUGGAAAACCAGCAGUUACUAUUCGAACACGAGGUGCCAUUGUCCAGACCCCAACCCUAGGACCAAUUCAGCCUACCAGAGUAUCAGAUACAGGUACUACAGUCCCUGGCCAGAUUAGGCCAACAACAAUUCCAGGGUACAUAGAACCCACUGCUGUUGUUACACCUCCUACCACUACUACUAAGAAACCAAGAAUAACUACUUUGAAACCAGCCACGCCUUCAACCACAGACUCCUCAACAGCUACAACCCGAAGGCCUACCAAAAAACCACGAACUUCCAGGCCAGUGCCCAGGGUCACAACCAAAGCACCUCUCACCAGAUUGGAAACGGCUUCCCCACCAACUCGAACCCGGACCACAACAAGUGGCACCACUCGGGGGGGUGAACCCAACAAGCCCCCCUCACUGAAAAACCACAUUGAUAGGGUGGAUGCAUGGGUGGGCACUUACUUUGAGGUGAAAAUCCCCUUGGAUACGUUCUAUGAUGAGGAGGACACGACUACAGAUAAGCUGAAGCUGACUCUGAAGCUCAGGGAGCAGCAGAUGGUAGGGGAGAAGUCCUGGGUCCAAUUUAAUAGCAACAGUCAGCUGAUGUAUGGGCUGCCUGACAGCAGUCACCUGGGCAAGCAUGAGUACUUCAUGCAUGCUACAGAUAAGGGGGGCCUCUCAGCUGUGGAUGCCUUUGAAAUCCACGUACACAAGCGUCCACAGGGAGAUAAGUCUCCAGCCAAAUUUAAGGCAAAAUUCACUGGUGACCCUGCUUCAGUGGUCAAUGACAUUCAUAAAAAAAUCAUGUUGGUUAAGAAACUGGCUCUUGCCUUUGGGGACCGCAACAGCAGUACCAUCACCUUGCAGAAUAUCACAAAGGGCUCCAUUGUGGUCGAGUGGACAAAUAAUACCCUGCCUCUGGAUCCCUGCCCCAAGGAACAGAUCCGAGGGUUGAGCAGGAGAAUCUCAGAGGAUGAUGGAAAACCUCGUCAUGUUUUCUCUAAUACUUUGGAGCCCGAGUUCAAGGCUGUGAGCAUUUCUGUGACAGGAUCAGGCAGCUGUAGACACAUCCAGUUUAUUCCUGUAACAGCAGACAGAAGAAUCCCUUCAGAAGCUCCCCCUACAGUUGUGACUGAGAAAGACCCUGAGAAGAGCAGUGAGGAUGAUGUCUAUCUCCAUACAGUCAUUCCUGCUGUGGUGGUGGCUGCUAUCCUGCUCAUUGCUGGUAUCAUUGCUAUGAUCUGUUACCGAAAGAAAAGGAAAGGAAAGCUCACAAUUGAAGACCAAGCAACUUUCAUCAAAAAAGAGAAUUCUCCAAUGAGUAUUUCUGAUGGCCAGCUUCUGAAAGCACCAAUGGGCACAGAACAUGGAAUGAAUGGAUGGAUGGACUCACAGAUGACACUGGGCUGGGCAUUCCAUCCCUGGUGUACUCUGUUUGCCUUUAACACUAACUGUACUGUUGUUUUGGUUUUUUUCCUUCUAUUCACGUGUGUCUAGCUGCAGGAUGUAACAUGGAAAAAGUAGCCUAAAGAUUAAAAUCAAAGGACUUUCAGAAGUUAAUGUUACAUUUUUACAUUUAAUCUGCUGUUUACCUAAACUUGUAUGUAUAGUUUUUGGGUGGGGCUGUGGGGUGGGGGAGGGGGCCCUGCUUUGCUAAAAAUAAGCUCCCAGGGUGUUUCAAAACUAGUUAGAGAAGACCAAGGGACAGUAUUUUUUAUCAAAGGAAUCCUAUUUUUUCACACAAUGUAAACUUUGUUCCUCGGUUAAGCCAGAGACUGAUUUGGGGCAUCUUUGUGGAUUGUAGGAAGAACUCUGGGCACUUCAUGUGAGUGAGCUCGCAGACCUGCUGACCUAGCCCUUCCCUGACUCUCCCCUGGUACUGGUGCUGGAUAGUCAGAAGUUACUUUACGGGGCCAGACAAUCCUCCCUGUGUGCUCUAGGCAAGCUUUAAGGGGCAUUAGUUGUUGGAUGGAAAUAUAACUAUGAGAGGCAGCAGAGGUGCUGGUGACCUGCUCCUGGUGACCCUGGCGCUUCUGGUGGUGAAAAUAGGCCACCAGGAAGUAAGGCAACUCCUGGAAAUGAUGAGGUAGUUUUAGACCGCAUUGACUUCUUUUUUUCUUUCUUUUCUUUUUUUUCCUUUUUUUUUUUAUCUUAAAGAAAAAUGUGGUUUUUGAAACACUCAGUGGGGGAUGUUUUGGUGAAGAUGCAAUAUUUUUAUGUAGUGUGAUGCUAUUUCCUUACUCUCAAAUUCUUGGCAGUUGUGUUCUGACAGCAUCUCAUUCCUUUGUUCUGGCCCUCCCAUCCCCAGGUUUCUGGACUCCAACAUGCUGAAAGCUGUCUGGUGAUUGGGAAGAAAAGUGCCAGCAAUAUAGUUCAUAGUAAAAAUCGGUGGACUCUCAAAAUCUAAUUUUUUUACUAAAUUUUUGAUACAGUCUCAAAUUGUUUUAUUAUAAAAAAAGAUUAAAAAUGGUAAUGCUUACAGCAGUUUGUAUGAGCUUAGCUUCUUAGGGUUGAUUCCAUGGGACUGAUUGCUUUUCACAUUCUGACUUUUUUCUGUUGUUGUUUUGAUUCUAGAACCAUGUCUGGGUUUCUUGCCUUUUUAGGAUGAACUUAACUUGUCUUUGUCCUGUGACUUGAGGCACUCUGGAGGUGCCUGCUCACUUUCUCUCUCUCUCUCUCUCUCUCUCUCUCUCUCUCUCUCUCUCUCUCUCUCUCUCUCCUUUUAGACUAAAUUGUUUAAGCAUGACCUUCUUGGCCAUUUGAAAGCUAUUUUUGGUACAUUUUAGGGAGGAAAAUCCUUUGCAAUAAUGUUUCCCUUCCUUGAUGGGGGGGUGCGCAGACUCCAGCUCACUUUGCACACCCAACAGACACUUUUAAGCCAUAUUGACUGUUUUGCAAAGUAUGUUUGUGGGCUGCCCCUGAAGGAUGGCUGGGUGGGUCAUUGGCCUUCACCUCUUCGUUUGCCAUGGGGACAUUUUCUACUGUGUUUUUCUUAAAGAGAUUUUUCUGACUGGAAGCUAGUGAUGUUACACCUGUGUUUGAGCUGGGCAGUUCCUAAAUCUGUGUUUAUUAUGUCGCUCACCAACUUAACCCAGUGGGAGCUGUGAGGUUGAUUCCUUGAUCCCCUCACAGGAAAAAGGGACUCUAGGGACCUGGCCCUUCUUCCAGAAGCAUUUUGGAGGCAAAGGAUCUCAUGAAGGGAGCCCAGUAGAUCAAGGCACAUUUUGUGCAGUGUUGGGUCAUAUCUUGAGUGAGCCCUAUGGGCUGGGGAUGUUCCCAGCACAAGAGUUAGGUAGCACACAUGUAGGGGCCAGAUUUGGUCCAGUUACCCAUUGUAGACUCCAGCAGACAUUAUGUGGCCCCUUGCAAAAAUAAAUAACAUUUCAAAAGCCCCAGAGCAAGUUGUUUGAGUGAAAGGCCUUCCAAGUAGCCCCGUUGCCCCAGCAACCCCACCAUUCCAUCCCAGCCAUGCGCAGAUGGGGCAGGCCUGGCUCUACCUGUCACCAUAGAAACUGGAGGCGAAGGGGCAGUGAACAGAAUAAUAAUAAUAAUGCUGUUUCAGCCAACCUCCUUCCCGUUUGCACCAGGGCUGCCUCUUGUCAGCCAUCAGGCACUGUAACGUGGAGAGCAGAUCUUAUUAAAAAGUGUUCACCAACAACUGAUGUGUGUUUAUUUCCUUACAUAUGAUUUUAAGAAGAUGUGUUUUCUGCAUUCUGUAUAGAAACAUAUCAGACUAAAUAAAAACAGUGUACUUUACUAUAA